AUGCCUUUUUCUCACCACUCUCAUUCGGGAGAGUUUUGCCCUAGCCAUGCUCAAAACACUUUGGAGCGGGUGAUCCAGACAGCUAUAGAGCAAGGUAUGGAGGUUUUCUGUUUAAGCGAGCAUAUGCCACGCUCUCAAAACGAGCUAUAUGAAGAAGAAGCCCAAGCCGGCGUAACUGCAGAAUCUUUAGUGAGCAAUGAGGCAAGGUAUUUCAAGACAGCGGUUUGGCUACGGGAACGAUAUGCCUCGCAAAUCAAGAUUCUCAUUGGAUUUGAGUCAGAAUGGAUCCAGAGCAGCGUCUCGCUUAAGCUCAUACACGAUUCGCUAUCGAGGCAUCCUUUCGAAUUCUUUGUUGGAUCUGUGCAUCACCUCCACGGGAUCCCCAUCGACUGGAGUCAAGCUCUAUACUCCAAGGCGCGAGAAAUUUCUGGUGGAACAGACGAGCGUGCGUUUGAGGACUAUUUUGAUGUUCAUUACGAAAUGUUGCAGCACUUGAAGCCCCCGAUAGUAGGUCAUUUUGACCUAAUUCGGCUUCAUUGUGAUGAUCCAAAUUUAUCAAAUGGGGGACUUCAGAAAUGGGCCGGUGUCUGGCAAAGGGUGAAGAGAAACCUCAAAUAUAUCUCGAGCUACGGAGGGCUUCUGGAAUUGAAUUCUGCUGCACUGCGGAAAGGACUGGAGAUGCCAUACCCGGCUGCAGAAAUUUGUCAAAAAUUUCUCUCUAUAGAUGGCAGGUUCUGUCUUUCUGACGAUAGUCAUGGAGUCGCUCAAGUUGGGGCAAAGUACCACGAAAUCUUGGAUUACAUCCAAGAGCAAGGUAUCAAAAAUCUCUACUUCUUGGAAUUGGCCCCUGUGGGAAUAAGCAGAGGGCUGGAUCCACGAUUUCCGCGCACUUUGGUGAAAUAUCGUUCUUUGGCAGAGGUGAAAGAGAUGGAUUUCUGGAAGCGAUAG
Penicillium brasilianum is the source of this 948-nucleotide messenger RNA. Lineage: Eukaryota; Fungi; Ascomycota; Eurotiomycetes; Eurotiales; Aspergillaceae. The record is from the annotation of a GenBank genome assembly.